Messenger RNA from Cyprinodon variegatus (sheepshead minnow), 2056 nucleotides. It is a transcript of the gene zdhhc11, whose product is annotated as probable palmitoyltransferase ZDHHC11. The record is from RefSeq and is a predicted model, not a curated record. Bases 346 to 1572 code for a protein of 408 amino acids. Gene Ontology annotation, cellular component: endoplasmic reticulum; Golgi apparatus. The transcript has 11 exons. Gene Ontology annotation, biological process: protein targeting to membrane; peptidyl-L-cysteine S-palmitoylation. Gene Ontology annotation, molecular function: protein-cysteine S-palmitoyltransferase activity. NCBI's taxonomy places the organism in Eukaryota, Metazoa, Chordata, Actinopteri, Cyprinodontiformes, Cyprinodontidae.
UUAGAGAACAACAGAAAUGGAGCUGAUGAAAGGAGCCGCCCUGCGCAUGCGCACCACGCACGUUACCAUAGCGCUCCUGAGACCUGCUGAGGGAGGCGUUUUUAACUUUUGACUGCUCUUCCUACAAGGCAAGGGCUUAAAAACCUUUCAGUUGAAUCUGAAUUUUCUUUUUUAUAAAUGUAUUUAAAAUCGAUUCUGUGUGAUUUCACAUAAUGUGAACGUAAACUGCUGACGUGACGUACCUGCUCAGCCAAUAAACAAAAAAAAACACCUCAAGGAUAUGCGGUGGAAAUCUCCUUUUGCGUUUGUAACUGGACUUUUUAUGGUGGUUUUCCCCGGAAAACGAUGAACUGCUUUGGUCGGAGGUUGAGACGCACAGUUCCUGCACAUGGCAGCAGUAAAAGUGAACUGGUCCCUUCCAAGACCCCCAGGAUCAAUGGCUGGUCGUGGCCUCCUCAGCCCUUACAGGUGGUUGGUUGGCUGGUGUACAUCUACCUCACUGUAGUCACCUUUGGGAUUUAUAUCCCUCUCCUGCCUCGGCCGUGGAAGGCUGUGAGCUACACUAUUUCUGGAAUAUCAUUUCUAAUACAUUUUUUCACUAACAUAGCUACCGUGACUAUAGAUCCUGCAGAUGCGAGUGUUCGGGCUAAAAAUGAUUAUUCCACACCUUUGCCUUUGUUUGACCGGGCAAAACGAGCUCAUGUCAUCCAGGACCUUCACUGUUACCUGUGUGAUGUCAACGUGGGCCCCAAAGUCAAACACUGUGGAGUUUGCAACAAAUGUGUGGAAGGCUUUGAUCAUCAUUGCAAAUGGCUAAACACCUGCGUUGGUCAGAGGAACUACUGGUUCUUCUUUGGGGCACUCAUCUCUGCCAUCCUAGCAGGAUUUAUGAUCACUGUCAUCAUCUUGUUCAUAUUUAUUCAACAUUACCUGGAUCCACAUGUUUUACGGACAGCGCCACAGUUUGACGCAUCCCUGGGUAAUACAACAUGGUUGUUGUUUUUACCAGUAGCUCCCAUAAAGACAAGUUCAGCAGGUCUCCUUACAUUAGCCUUCAUAACGAUCAUGCUCUGCACUGCCUGUCUGAUCCUACUCAUUCAUUUGCUGGGAUUUCACCUUUACCUGUUUUAUAAAGGCAUGAGCACAUAUGAUUAUGUCAAGAAAAAUCGGCGUAAAGAAACUGGAAAGCAAAAUUCCGAAGCAAAAAAGUCCUGUUCCUCCAAACCUCACAGCAGCACUCAAAAGAGCCAAGAAGGAACAAAUGAUUGUGAGCCAACAUUAUCAAACACUCCAAGCUUCUUCAGAUAUGCCAACAGCAGUCCAAUCUCCAGCACACUGUCAGACUCUAUAUGUACAGAGCUGGAAAACUUUAAAAAGUCUGCAGAAAAAGAGAAUAGUUUCAACUAUGGGACAGAAAAUUCAAUACAAAAGGAAACAAGGGUGAUCUCCAUGAGUGUCAUCACAAGUUUAAAGCUUGAAAAAGAAGAGGACGUUCAGGAAGAUAGAGAGAAGUCCAUUCCUGUAACACAGGACCCUCUAGGGAGCUCAGUUAUGGCUCAGGAUCCUGCUUAACGCUUCCUGAUGGCGGAAAAGAGAUGAACCAAGAUCAGAUGGGCUCUGGGACAAGUUUCUUCUCCGGUUAGAAUUAUUGGCUCUGCGAUAUGCUCUUUAUUUUUUUAAGGCAUUUCAAAUAUCAGCAUGAUUUGAUUACAGAACCUCCUAUAUAAAAGUUUUCUUGUAGACAUUUUAUACCCAUCUGCUUGAAAUUGGAUCCUUUUGUACGACUGCUGCUUGUAUUUUACAUUAAGACAGUAGCUCUAAGGAAAAUGUUUCUGUUAGUAUUUUUGUGUGAAAUUAUUUGUCUUGUAGUAUUUAAGACCCUUUUUUUUUUGUUAUGAAUUAAGUCGAGUGAGUUAAAACUUCAUGUUCACUAGAGGAUAACUAUUCCCCCUUCUUUAGCAGAGGCCCAGACCACCUGAUUUUAGGAAAAUCUACCUCAGCCUUCAAAUUGUUUCUUUCAAAUAACAGCUGCUUAUUGGUUAAAAAUGUUUUUGAA